AUGAAUCAAGAAACAUCAACUGCAUUAACGACAACGUCACCUGAACCACAAAACUACCCCGGUCAAUGGAAACUUCUACGAACUAUAGCUGGAGCACAUCAAGGAUGGGUACGAGCUGUAACUAUGGAUGAAGUCACCAAUGAUUGGUUUGUCACGGGCUCAUCGGACUCAACCAUCAAGAUUUGGGAUCUUGCAACCCUGCAAUUGAAAAGCACAAUCACCGGCCACAUAAUGGGAGUUCGAGCACUUGUAGUAUCGAAGAAGUUUCCCUAUCUUUUUUCAGGAUCUGAAGACAAGACAUUACGUUGUUGGGAUCUAGAGAAACUGAAUGCCGUGGAGGGUUGUCAAAUCAAGAAUUUCCAUGGUCAUGUUGGUGGGAUAUAUGCAUUAUCACUACAUCCUCAAUUAGAUGUUGUUUUAAGUGGAGGUAGAGAUGCGGUGGUUAGGAUAUGGGAUAUUAGAGCCACAAAGGAGAUUACCUUAUUAUCAGGACACAAGAGCGAUAUCACAUCUAUUGAAUCGUUUGAUAAUGAACCACAAGUUAUCACCAGUUCAAUGGAUGGGACAAUACGAUUAUGGGAUUUGAGAAAACAAACAACUGAGUUGUGCAUCACGCAACACUCCAAGAGUAUACGAUCAAUGGUUGCCCAUCCUUUGGAACUGACGUUCACAUCUGGUGAUUCUGAUGGUAACAUCAAACAAUGGUUGCUCCCAGGGGGUCAGUUGCUCAACAACUUUGAGAAAUCAGAAAAAGCGCAAGAGGACGGACAUAUUAUCAAUACGUUGUCGAUAAAUUCAGUGACAAAUACAUUGUUUGCUGGGUACGAUAAUGGAAAAAUUGAAUUUUAUGAUUAUGUACUGGGUAAAUUAUUGCAAUUAGGACAUGCACCAGCAUUACCUGGUGCUGACGGUGCAGCAAUCUAUGCAUCAACAUUUGACAUGUCGGGGUUGAGAUUGAUUACAUGUGGUGGUGAUAAAAGUAUUAAAAUAUGGGGCGAGAUUGAAUAG
This is a messenger RNA of Lodderomyces parapsilosis, 1008 nucleotides long. Its product is annotated as mRNA splicing protein. Gene Ontology annotation, cellular component: Prp19 complex; catalytic step 2 spliceosome; precatalytic spliceosome. Lineage: Eukaryota; Fungi; Ascomycota; Pichiomycetes; Serinales; Debaryomycetaceae. Gene Ontology annotation, molecular function: protein binding. Gene Ontology annotation, biological process: mRNA splicing, via spliceosome. The record is from RefSeq and is a predicted model, not a curated record. The coding region runs from base 1 to 1008 and encodes 335 amino acids. The transcript has a single exon.